Molecule: messenger RNA, 5892 nt
Organism: Spirodela intermedia
Lineage: Eukaryota; Viridiplantae; Streptophyta; Magnoliopsida; Alismatales; Araceae
Source: the annotation of a GenBank genome assembly
AUGUGCUCCCGGGGGAUUCGCCGGUCAAGAUGGAGCCGCGUUGGGGCAUUGUACCUCGCGGUUUUCUUCCGCUUUUCGCCGAUCCAUGCCCUCCCCGAGGUCAGCCGUUGGCCGCCGGUGGCCGGUGACGUCUCCGAGUUGGAGGAGUUGAAGCUGACGGUAUCUCGUCUCGGUAAUCACUCUCCCCUGAAGGAUUUUAUGAGGAAUUUUCCGUGAAACAUCCGGUCCUUGGUCGCGAAACCUGAUGGUUUUCGAAUGACACUGGGAAACUACUUCAAGGCUCUUACAUAAAGAUAUCGGCGAAUAAACAUGAGAUCAAAUGAAAAUACGAGGAAAAGUGAACAAAACCAGAUUCACGUUUUGCCAGUUGACAAAACGUGAGCAUACUCUGAUAGCAAAAUAUUGCGUCUAGUUAUUUCUACACCAGCGACCAUUGUCACUCUCGUUCUUACUGUAAGGAGAGACAGAUGUCACAUCGACGGCGUAAUUUAUCCGCUCAGAGUCCUAUCCUAGUCUUAGUCCUGUAUGCAUGUUCUCAGUUUCUCUGCGUACCUGCUCGAUAAUAGUGCAGUCUGUAAAAUGCCCCCGGACGAGCAUUAGUCUUAUGCAGUUUAGGAUGAGAAAGUAUCGGAGGGUGUGGUCUUCAGACAAUAGGAUUAUGAGGAGUGCGUUCUCUAUUAUUACAGCACAGGAAGAUCAGUCUAUAGUAGGUUGGAUAAAGAAGAAGAAGCCAAAGUCACAUUUAUUGACAAGAACUCCAAUCAUUGAUCUUUUUUCUGUUCUGCUUGUUAUUAUUCUAAUGAAAUACCAUCAAUUCCAUAUCAAUAAUGAAUGACUUCCUCCUCGAAGCCUGCUAAAGUUAGUUGUCAAAAACACCAGUCUUUCCUUUUUCCUGGUCAUUUCAGUCAUUCGAAGUUUUAGUCUUUGUCCCAUGUUAAUUCCAUGCCUUUCUUUUCACAUUGGCAGAAUUAAUACUUGAAAAGAACAUUGAAGAUUUGAAUUCUAGGUUCCUUUUUCAUCAAGAAAAAGAUAAGACGAUCAAGGAGAUGAGUUCCAAGAUCCAAGAUUUACAGGAUUCUAUUUGUCAUAUCAAGGUAUGUUCAAUUCAAAGCAUGGGGUUUGCAAUUUUUUUGAGCAUGGCUCACAUUCUGUGAAUUUCUUACUUCUCACUUCUUUAUGAGUUACUCAGUGGGUUACCUUGUUUAGGUACAAAUAGAUUUCUGUAGUCUUCUUUUAUUUUUGUGGCUUCAGAUGCCGUUGACGAUAUCAUACUAGAAAUCCGUAAAUCUCGUGGUAAUUGAAUUUAAGUUUAUAUGCAAGUCAUCAGUACUGAUUUUCGUUUACCAAGUUGAAAAUAUUUGAUGAACAUUACUGAAAAAAUAAAUAUCUUGAAUACCUAGAUAACGAUCAUUACUCUAAGUGCAACUGCUUCUUAAUUAUUAAAAUUCUUGCGACUUCCUUGAAUGUUUUUGGACGGCUGCUUUCUAUUCUCAUUUGAGCCUCUUCGUUUUACCUCCUGCAGCAAAAAUUUCCAUAGCGCCCAUUUUUUUUUUUCCUUAGGUCUCCGUCUACAAACAUGUUUCUUUUUCAGAAACCCUUGGAAAAAGUGUGAUUCGUAAAGUCCCCGAGUGCCAAUCAUUCAUCUGAAGAAUUUUUCGUCAUUUAAACCUUUUAAAAUUUUAUUAUCUUGUCAUAUUUUCCGCACUAUACAUUUCCGAUUCUUGUGUGUGUAAUAUAUCUAUAUAUCUUAUAUAAGAUAAUAUGAUAAAAUAUAGAUUUGUAUAGCUUUUGUGCCAGAGAUGUACAUUUGGGGAGUGAAAGUAGUUAUAAAAUAGAAUAAGUGUUUUUGAGAUCAAUGUAGUGUGAAUACAUGAAGAAUAUGCUGAAAAAAAGAGUCUCACUACAGGAGAUGAUAAGAAUGUGGGGUUUGUAUUCCAAGAUCAGUUUGAUAGGAAUGGCGUUCAUUUGUGCAGUCUAUCAAGUGAAAAAGAAGAGGCGGAAGAGAAAAAAAAUUGAGAGUGCUAAAAAUUAAAUUAAAGCAGUGGUUAUUAACUUCAGAAAGCAAGUAUUCUUAUGCAGGUUAUAAGAUCAAUUUAAAUGGGGGCCCUUAAGUCUGAUUCAUAAUUGGAGGUUACAACAAUUGAAAAGUAAAAACAAUCAUAUUGUCCUUUGUGAAAAUUCCUUGGGUUUGUUGAAAAUAUUGUAGCAACCAUUCCCCAAACAAAAGGAGUGAGGAUUCGAGGUUUUUACCUAAACUUUGACGAACGCUAUACUGAAUCACUAUUAAUAUUGUCCAUCUCUCGCUACAUUUCGUUGAACAUGGUCUUCCUUUCCUCUCAUGGGAAAAAAAUCAUCUUAUUCCUGACAAUCAGAAACUGCAAUAUUUAACGUGUAUGUCUAAAUGGAGGAUUGGACAUCAAGCUGACCGCUGAUUGACCAUUUUGUUGUAUCAAUGUGAUUCGGAUUUGUUUGGGGUCAAAAUGGUUAUGACCAAACCGUGGGAAAGGGUUACAUUUAUUACUGAGUGAAGUAAAAAAGUGAUGUAGAACGUUUCACAAAGAUGAUACUGAUCACCAUAGACAUGUUUGUACUCCAAUGUGAAAUAUAAUGAUUGUGACAUCGAGCUUCUUGGUGUUAAUUGCGUUGAAGUGUCAUAGUUUACUGCUCGAAUGGGUAAUUCACUUAUAGGUUUUUGUAGUUGCCAGAGGGGCAGAAGGUUUAUCAUCAAGAUUCUGUCUGGUACUUGUCCACAGCCAUUAGAAUAUUACCUUUUCAAAUGAACUUCUCAUUUGUAUCAUUUUGUUUUAGAAUAUUUUUCUUCACAAUUUAUGAACACCUGUUUCUGAAACGACUCUGUUGGAUACAUGUUGUUACAACGUUAUUAUGAUUUCUGUUUGUUCCCUGCCUCUAAUAUCUUCUAAUCGCUGCCUAUGUAUUUGCUACAUUUGUGUCCACUCCAUUUCGUACUCACUUGUGGUUGCUACCAUGUCAUUGUCACUACAAUGAUAUCUGCAGAAAUCACGAGCUACAUCGUCAUGCUCUGAAGAGAGAGUUAAGAUUUUAGAAGAGGAGGUUUUUUACUCUCCUUAUCUCCUUUUCAUUUUUUUCACCAGUCGCUUGUAUUAUAGGGUUCUCAACAAGGUGAGUUUUCUUUCAAUUGACAACUGUUUCUAAUUUAGUUGUCAAAUAUGAUAAUUCUAGAUUCGAAGUCUUUGGAGUGAAGCGAGAAAAAACAGCUUUGACAUUCAUACUUUAGAAUCCAAGGCAUAUGAUGCUGAAGAAAAACUACAUUCCGUUUCCACGAAAGUCCAUGAGGUGAGUACAUUUUCUUUGCGCUAUUUAUAGAAAUUUAAAUUAUCAAGAUUGCAUCAGUGAAUGGAGCUGAGAUCUCAAUAAUUGGUCAUUCAAGGUACUCCUAAUGAGCGGCAAUCGUGGAAGGAAGGAGGUCUAUCUUUGUGGAAGGGAAGCCUUGACUAAAAAGAGGAUUAGGGGGCGGGGGGGGGGGGGGAAGAGAUUCGAAUGUUCAAAUAGGGAUUAGUUAACAAUAGGGCGAUCAAUGAUUAACCCUUUUGUUUCAGACCGUGGUUGCAAUUUGUACUUGUCAGUGAGACCAGGUUAUCAGUUUGAGUCCACUAAUUUUUUUUUGAAACCCAUUCUGGACUGGUUAGGUUAACUCAGAUGGGGAUCUGGGUGAAAAUCCAACCUAGGAAUUGGGCUUCUCUGUUAAAAGCUUUUAAAUAGGUUAUAUAACAUAACUUGACAGAAAAGCUUGCUUAUUAUAAAAGUAAAAUAACAAAAUAGAGUGAUGUAUUGCAGACAUUGAAACUCCAUCCAUAUCUUGGACACUUCUGUAGGGUUUUACCUAAUAUCCGGAAAAUGAAAAUAUCUUAUACUGGAAAAUAGGCCAAUUUUUUUACAUCCGCCCCUUUUUUUUAUUAAAUAGAGUCAAUGACCAUCAGAUUUCUCAUCCAUGAAGUUCAAGCAUUGAAUAAGUUGAAACCAAUCCUAGAUGUUCACUCGUAUGGGCUAUGCUACUUUCAAUAACAUGGAGUUCACUCCUGAUUGUGGGUCGUUUAUCUUCCAAACUUUGGUUAUUAUUGUCCCUAGUGAUGCUCUAUUAUAAUCGCAGACUCUUGUUUCUUGAACCUGUGUUUUGUUACAAGAGUCUCUCGUUCUGAGUGUAAGUAAUUUCUUCUCAAACACUCGCCUCCCACCAAUUUUUUUUGCAGAUGGAGGAUAUUAUUACCGAGCAGUGGAUUCAGAUCCGACAACUGGAGCAAACACUUCAAAUCAUUAAGGUUUUGUUAUCGUUCUAAAUCAUCUUUCACUAGAGUUUCUUUUUUUGUAAUGGAGAAGCAACAUAAUAAAUUUUGUGAUAUUUUUUUUUCACUUUCUAGGUCAGAACUUCAAUAGCUAAGAGGAAGAUAAAUCCCACGGAAUGCACAUUUUUGAAGGUGGUGUAUUCUGUCAACUAUUUUAUUUCGGUUGCCAGUUUUGUGUCCUUUCCUUCGUUUUUUUCAGCUGAUAUUAAACUGUCCGAUCAAAGAUGAAAAGGUUUCUAGACUGUCGCUAGAUGGAUCAGAUCAGUUGCUAUCUAAUCUACUGGAGAUGCUACUGUCAUCAAAGCAAUUUUUUUCCUCAUUGAAAACUUGAUCGUAUACCAAACUUUAUAGGUGCAGUGUAAAUUGCUGUAAUCAUUCCGUGUUCUAUCUGUUUUUGCAUAAUUUUACGUAUGGACAUGAGUUUCCUUUCCAGGAUUAAAGUGCAUAAUGCUGAAAUACAUAGCGAAAGAUUCAUCUGGCAUGCAUGUCUAGCAUGCCUUUUUUUUCCUUUUAUUAGUUAAAGGUCGAGCGAUAUUUGCUAAACAGAAUACAGUGUGCUCUGUUUUCAAGGACAAAUGCUUUUGAGCAUCACAUUUCAGUAGAAGCAGAUCUAAACUCUAUUGGCUGGACCGGUUAGUAUUGCCAUUACUUCCUGGAAAGAAUGGAGCUUGAUUGAAUAUAAAACCCAUCCCCAUUGAACUGGAUGUGAAACAAUAUGCCACCUGGAGCUAGUAGGCAUUAUAUCUAGUAAAUAUGAAGGAAUGUCAACUCUCGUGGUACAAAAUAUUUUCAAUCCUUUCUUUCAGUCAGUAGUCUUCAGUCACGUCAUCUGCUGAAUGUAAUCGCAUCAGUUCUUUUCUUUGAAGAGAUCAGUCUUUACUAAUGUGAUUUUCGUUCUUCCAGUUCAUCAGUGAUCUUCGUCAGCAUUAUCUUGCCGAAAUAAUUUCCCAGUUGGAGUUGCUUUUUCUCAAGAUAAACUCUACCCUGAGAGGUUAUCCAUCCCAUGCCUUCGACAUGCUUAGAAGACUAAUUUCACAUGUUCAAAGCCGCCAUCGUGAGGUAAACAUAAAUUGCUCUUCUAGUCAUCUCUCGUGUUGCAUGGUGUCAUUUGCCAUCAUGAGGUUAUUCUUAGUUAUUGAGAAAUGGUAUUUGCUUGACAGAAGCAGUACUUGUGUUCUUAGGACUAAGAAUAGGCUCUUCAUCAAUAUGAUGAUGAGUCGAUUAUCUGUUGAUGACCGGUGAAACUUAUACUGAUUUUUUGGUUGGCCAUCUUCCCAGUAAGGAAGAUCAUGGCUGCAACUAUGAAUUUACCGUCUUUCUGUCUCAGCUGCAAGGUUAUGUGCGGCAACUAAUGGGGAAGAACGAAUUUACCACAGCUUUCGCCAACCAAGAGGUCGUAUUUUUCGUGGUAUUGUCUUCUAUCGCUGCCCAUUCUUCUUUGAUUUCUCUCUGCUUUUGUCCCAACUAUGCUUUAAGUAAGUCUCAACAGGCUUCUGCGAUGAUUACCCUCCCAUUCAUGGCUGCUUGGAUUCUCUACUCAUCUCGUUCUGAAUCACUGGAAGAAGGCUAG